CACACACACACACACACACACACACAUACAUGCAUGCACACACCGGUACCGGGUUGCAGCAGGCGUGCAGACAGCAGCUGGACGCGGACUGAAGCUUUUCUCACCGUUUAUUUUAGUCUUUCUUUGACAUGUUUAAAAAGCGGAUUAAUCCUCAAACUGUGUGACUGAUUUUAACCGUGAAGAUGUUGACAGACAUGAUUGUGGAGCAAGAAUUUGAGAUCAAGGAGGAGGAACCGUGGUACGACAAGCAAGACCUUGAACAUGACCUACAGCUGGCAGCCGAGCUCGGGAAGACUCUUCUGGAGCGAAACAGGGAGCUGGAGCAAGGGCUGCAGCAGAUGUACUCCACCAACCAGGAACAACUGCAGGAAAUUGAGUACCUGACGAAGCAGGUGGACCUCCUCAGGCAGGUCAACGACCAGCACGCUAAAGUGUACGAGCAGCUGGACGUGUCGGCCCGAGAGCUGGAGCACAGCAACCAAAAACUUGUUCUGGACAACAGGGCGGCGCAGCAGAAGAUCCAGGGGCUGACGGAGACGGUGGAGCUGCUGCAGACGCAGGUGGAGGAGCUGCAGCAUCAGGUGGAAGAGCUGAAGCUCAGUCCUUCUCCGCCUCGGAAGCCUCCACACCGAGAGAAGUGGCCACCUCGCAGCACUCAGAGUGUGUCCUGCCUGAAAGAGCUGCAAAACACACUCAGGUACGACUACGACGAACCCUCAGAUGGCCUUGAGUCUUUGGACAUGUCGUGGCACGAGGAGGAGCAGGCUUCGCUACGACAAUCGCUCCGCAGCCUCCAGACUCAGUUCGCCAGUGAGCGCGCUCGGAGGGAGGAGUCGGAGCGAGAGGCCGAGCUGCUCGCCCGUGAAAAUGCAGCGCUGGAGCAGCAGCUGGCGGGGAUGGAGGGCUGCCAGGCCAGAGCGGCUGAGCUGGAGCGUGAGGCCGAGGAGCUUCGUCAGCUCUGGAAAUCCGAUUCCUCCACGAGAUCCAUCAACCCGCACGUCCUCCACAGCCUGCUGCCCAACUCGGUGUUCCUCAGCCCCGAGGAGGAGAACGAGGGGGAUGCAGCUGCCGCGAAAAGCCCCUGGGUCCGGAGGCGCUCGGACAGCGAGCGGCUGAUGAAGGCCACGCAGGUGCCCGACUCUCCCGACAGGAUCUACGACCACGAGUGCUCCUGCGUACGCCGAGCCGAGGUGGUGAAGUAUCGCGGCAUCUCGCUGCUCAACGAGGUCGACGCUCAGUACAGUGCCUUGCAGGUGAAGUACGACGAGCUGCUGCGGCGCUGCCACCUAGGGCCGCAAGAGGAGAAGGAGGAGGAGGAGGAGGAGCAGGAUGGGCCCACCCACAAGUCGGACCAGACUGCCUCUAUGGCCGCCACUGCUCUGACAGACAUGGAGGACUUUGAGGAGGACUUUCACCAGCCGGAGUAUAAGGAACUUUUUAGGGAAAUCUUCUCCCGCAUUCAGAAAACCAAAGAGGACCUGAUUGAAAACCGAGGGCGACUCUCAGCUGGUGAAGUGCUGCCUAUUUUGCAUUAGUAGCUUCUCAAAAAAAAAAAAAAAAAAAAA
Perca flavescens (yellow perch) is the source of this 1565-nucleotide messenger RNA. RefSeq names its product cerebellar degeneration-related protein 2. The record is from RefSeq and is a predicted model, not a curated record. The transcript has 6 exons. Lineage: Eukaryota; Metazoa; Chordata; Actinopteri; Perciformes; Percidae. Bases 183 to 1535 code for a protein of 450 amino acids.